Molecule: messenger RNA, 309 nt
Organism: Ambispora leptoticha
Lineage: Eukaryota; Fungi; Glomeromycota; Glomeromycetes; Archaeosporales; Ambisporaceae
Source: the annotation of a GenBank genome assembly
UGUAAGCAACUUUAUCAUCAGUAUCAAAUAGAAUUUAUUUUGCAGGAAGAAGAAACCUUUGAACCGGCUCAAGACGAUGAUGCAUCUACUUCUCUGUUUGAUAGUGGAAUGAAAUUAUUGACACAAAUGGAUCGUGUCACCGCAAUUGAAGGACUUAUUGCGUACAAUAAAAUGCGUGACGAAAUUCGUGAAUUUCUUCAACCUUUCGCUGCAUCAGGAAAGACGGUGACCAAGCAGGACAUCGAAUCAUUUAUUCAGACAAAACUCGAACAACGUAAAUCACCGCCUAACAAUGAGAAUUUUUUCUAG